Molecule: messenger RNA, 1625 nt
Organism: Magallana angulata
Lineage: Eukaryota; Metazoa; Mollusca; Bivalvia; Ostreida; Ostreidae
Product: glycerol-3-phosphate phosphatase-like
Cellular component (GO): cytoplasm
Molecular function (GO): phosphatase activity
Source: RefSeq, a predicted model, not a curated record
AUAAAGUCAUAAUAGAGAACCCUACGUUGGAGUUGUUGUCUUUAUCUACAAUAACACAAUCAUUACAUAUAUAAAAGGUUGAAAAAACUUCGUGACGAGCCCCUGUGUUUCAGGUGUGAAAUUCUCGACCCGGCAUAUCGCAACUGAGAUUUGUUUCCCCCGAAAAUCAAACGCGGAUUCGGCAACAUCCAUUUGUCUUUUUACCCAAUUCUUUAAUUUAACUGGUUCCCUUACGCUGGUUGAUGGUAGAUGAUCGUGAUCAACGUCCAAUGUCUUUAUGCAUAUCACUAGACAACUUUUUACACGUGCAGCGGGGGGAUUAAUCAGGAUGUGUGAAGAAAUCAGUCCCAAUAUUGCGAAAGAGAUAUCUAACAAUGUGGACAACUUUUUAUUUGACUGUGAUGGUGUGUUAUGGAAUGCUAAUGAAGUAAUUCCCGGAAGCCUAGAAACUGUGAAAGGACUAAAAGCUUUGGGGAAGAGAGUAUUUUACAUCACAAACAACAGCACAAAAACUCGGGCUGAGUAUGCUGAAAAGUGUGUCAAGCUCGGAUUUCCUGCAUCAGAGGAGGAGAUUGUGUGUACAAGUUACAUUUCGGCCCUGUACCUACAUAAUAUGAACUUCCAAGGAAAGAUUUACGUUGUUGGCAAUCCCAGCAUGGGAGAAGAGUUGGAUAGGUUUGGUCUGAAGCACACAGGAAUUGGUCCAGACCCUCCCGACGAUAACCAAGCAGGGCUACAAGUUGUGUCCGGAUUUACCCUUGACCCUGCGAUAAAAUGUGUCUUGGUUGGAUUUGACAAAUAUAUUUCUUAUCCCAAAAUGAUGAAAGCUGCGUCAUAUGCCAGACAGAAGGAUUGUAUCUUUCUAGCCACCAAUGAAGAUACCCAUCUCCCUAUGGAUGUGCCUUUUGUUAUUCCAGGGACGGGGACCAUUGUUGCCUCUGUAAAGGUUCCUGCCCGGAGAGAACCUCUAGUGAUGGGGAAACCAGAAACCAACAUGUUCAGAUGUCUACAGAAGGCCCACAAUCUGGACCCAGCCAGGUGUAUGAUGGUGGGAGACAGUUGUCAUACAGACAUUUCAAUGGCCACAGUUAGUGGGAUGCAGUCCCUUCUGGUCCUGACCGGGGUCUCCACCCUGUCCAACGUAGAGACCUACAAGGCCUCGGGGGAUUACGUACCCACCUACUAUGCCAACAAAUUGGCCCUCUUAAGGUGUAACACUGACAUAUCCAUGGCCACAAACUGUGGGAUGCAGUCCCUUCUGGUCCUGACCGGGGUCUCCACCCUGUCUGACGUAGAGACCUACAAGGCCUCGGGGGACCCCACCCAGGCUUCUUACGUACCCACCUACUACGCCAACAAACUGGGUCAGCUCGGGAAACUCCUAGGAUUCAAUAUACCAUAGAGAAUAUAGGAAAGCAAUUAGAAACUUCUAUUAUAAAAAUGAUGUAAUUUUUUAUAAUUUUUUUUUAUCCAGAUAUCAAUUAUUCCUUUGUAAUAUCAGCCAUAACUGUACAUGUAUAUAUGAAUCUGGUUGAUUUUGAUAGAAUGUUGAACGAAUUUUACAAUUGUUAGAUAACCAAGAUGUUUAAAUGUUACAAAAAUAAAAUUUUGUAUGAUAUAUGUUC